AUGGACACAGUCUGUGAAAAACACACAUUCUCUGGGAUAAUCAUUGAGAGAAGGAAUUUGAAAACGACAAUCCCUCUGCUUUCAAAACACUUACUUUCAAAAGAUAAAAUUCCAAGCAUCAUUCAGUUAAAUAAGUCUUAUGAGACAUUCACUGGAAAAAUUCUGGAUACCGAAGAUACUUUUCUCCGUUUAAAGCAGCAGUUUAGUAUCGACGUUAAUGAUUUAUACUUUAGCACUAAUUAUCUGGUUAUUCUCCUGAACCAAGCCCCAACUGACUUACAAGCCUUUCCAAUGGUUAAUUUUGAACUUACCUUAAAUGCAAAAUUUUUCUCACACACUGAGCUUAUUUUUAAGCUUACUAAUGGCUGCAUACAGUUUAGUGCAUAUGAAGUCAUUGGGGACAUCGUACAUCUUAAUUUAACCGAGGAACAACAGAAGUACAAGAAAACGAUAGCAGACACUAUAUAUUUCAAGACUGGAAAGACAGUAAUAAACAAAACCGGGAAAAUCGAAGCAAAUUUCCGCUUUUAUCACAGUGAAAUUCUUGCGGGUCCCAGAAAACUGACAACAAUUCAUAAAGAAAAUGAUGUAAAGUUUUUUCUUGAUUUGGAAAAAGUGUACUGGUGCUCCAGACUACAAUCGGAAAGGAUAAGGAUUCUUAAUCUUAUCAAAAAGAAUGACGUGGUCUGCGAUCCAUUUUGUGGAGCAGGCCCUCAUGUGGUUCCGGCAAUCAAAAAAGGUGCAGUUGCGUUGUGCAAUGAUCUGAACCCUGCAGCCAUUGACUGCUUGAGAAAAACACUUGAGAUUAAUAAAUUAUCAUGCGACUGUGUUGAGAACAUGGAAGCCAAGGACUUUCUUUUCAGGAUACGAGACAUGCAUGUCAAUCACUUCAUAUUUAAUUUGCCCGAGUUUUCGCUUGAUUAUAUCAAAUUCACAGAGUGUUUUAAGGGUACAUUCUGGCUACAUGUAUUUUUCUUUCGCAAAAACAAUCAAAGUUGUCAAGAGAUAAUAAAGAAACGAACGGGAUAUGCCGUAAAAGAUACCUGGCUGAGAGAAGUUCGCAAGGUUUCCCCAUCAAAAAGUGUCUUUAAACUUGAAGUUAACAGCCACGAGUUUUUUAGUUUUCAGAAAAACUAG
Vittaforma corneae ATCC 50505 is the source of this 1137-nucleotide messenger RNA. RefSeq lists its product as uncharacterized. Bases 1 to 1137 code for a protein of 378 amino acids. Gene Ontology annotation, cellular component: cytoplasm. The record is from RefSeq and is a predicted model, not a curated record. Gene Ontology annotation, biological process: tRNA N1-guanine methylation. The transcript has a single exon. Lineage: Eukaryota; Fungi; Microsporidia; Nosematidae.